Messenger RNA from Scomber scombrus (Atlantic mackerel), 2187 nucleotides. Its product is annotated as neurofilament light polypeptide. The transcript is spliced from 3 exons. Gene Ontology annotation, cellular component: intermediate filament; postsynaptic intermediate filament cytoskeleton; axon. The annotation marks the transcript as partial. Gene Ontology annotation, molecular function: structural constituent of cytoskeleton. NCBI's taxonomy places the organism in Eukaryota, Metazoa, Chordata, Actinopteri, Scombriformes, Scombridae. Gene Ontology annotation, biological process: neurofilament bundle assembly. The record is from RefSeq and is a predicted model, not a curated record.
AUGGAUUUAACCAACCCGUCGAUUGGAAAGUUUAACGAGAAAGAAUUGCUGCAUGGCUUGAAUGAUCGUCUUGCUGGAUUCAUAAAGAAGGUGCACCAGCUGGAGCGCCAAAAUCAUCUGCUGGAGAGAGAAAUCGCGGAGAUCAGAGGGAAAGCAAAACCCGCAUCUUGUUUGGAGCAGGAGUAUGGACCAGAGCUCGGGAAACUGAGACAGCUGGUCCAGGACAUUACACACCAGAAGCACCAGAUUGAAAUAGAACAUGAGAAUUUGGAGGAAGAGCUGUCCCACUUGAGAAGAGAACAUGAUAAGGAAACGCAUAGCAGAUCAGAUGCAGAGAGCAAUAUUGUAAUCUUGAAGAAGGACAUCAGUGACGCGUAUCAGGCUAAACUACAGCUUGACAAGAAAGCGCAGUCUCUCGUGGAUGAAAUCCACUUUCUCAAGACAAACCAUGAGGCCGAGGUGAAAGAGAUUCUUCACAAAAUUCAGGAUGCGCAGGUGACUGUCAGGGCGCACGAAUUUGGCAGCCCUGGCAUCACUGCGGCACUCAGGGACAUCAGAGCACAACUGGAAGGUCAUGUCGUGUCCGACGUCCUGAAAGCAGGAGAAACUUUCCAAUCUCAGUUUGCAAAAUUAACCGAGGCAGCGGAGACAAAGAGAGAGGCGAUAAAAGCGACCCAGCAAAAGAUUCAGGAGUACAGGAAGCGUAUGCAGGCCAAGAGCAUUGCACUGGACUGCGCUAAAGGCACCAGGGAAGCGCUGGAAAAGCAACUUCAUGACGUCCAGGAUCGCCACAAAGAAGAGAUAAUUCAUUACCAGAACACAAUCAAAGAACUUGAAAAUGAGCUCAUAAAUUGUAAAUUUGACAUGUCUGGUUAUUUGCGGGAGUACCAGGACCUGUUAAAUGUGAAGAUGGCUUUGGAUAUGGAGAUAAUGUCUUACAGGAAACUUCUCUGUGGUGAAGAAGCUCGGCUAUCUAAAAUGUCGGACACCCCUUUCUCCUUGCCCUACAUCUACCACCAGUCACCUGUGUACACUCUUCCUUGCCUGAGUCGCCCUGGAGGCCCACAAAGGCGAGUCGAGCCCCAAUACAAGUUUGUAGAGGAGAUCAUAACGGAGACCACCAGGGAAAUUGAGAUGUCAGAAUUUGAGGAGACAGGAUCAGAGGAGACGGAAGUGGGAAAAGAUGAGCAGGAGUGUACGGAAAGAGAUAGAAGGGGCAGUGAGGAAGAGAAGGAUAAUAAUAAAGACAGUGGAGAGGACAGAGGUGAGCAGGUGUCUGAUAGUCAGCUGUAUCAAGUAGAAUCAGAGGAAAAUGUUGUGAAUGGAGAUGGCAAUGGGGAUAGCGGGAGUCCUGGUGAGGUGGAUGAUGAACGUGACAAAAGUAAAGAGGAGUCAGAAGAAACAGAAGCAGCUGACGAGGAGAACAAUGGCAUAGAUAAAGAUAAUCAAAGCAAAGUUGACUUAAUUGAGAGCCUUGAUAAAGAAGAAAAUGGGCAACAUCAAAAAGUAGCUGAAAACACAGAGGAAGAGAAAGAAGAUGCAACAAGAGUGGAAACAGUUCAGAAUGAUUUCCCUUCAAAACCAGAGGAGUUAAAGCCCGAGGUCACCUUGGAGGAAGAACUAAUAAAAAAAUCAGACGAAGAUAAAAAUGAAGAUGCUGAGAAGGCUGAUCUAAAAGAUAGUCUCACCCCAGCUCAGGUGAAGAAGCCCAUUGAUAAGCCUUCCACCCAAGAGUCUAAGGAUUUAGACAAAACUCAAGAGCUAAGCAGCAAUAUUCAAGUGAAAGAUAAGGCUCACACCUUAGCUUCAGAAAUGGUCGAGAAAACCACAGAUUUAACAGCAGAGCCAAAGAGCACUCUGCCUGUAGAGACUGAGGAACCUUCAGAAAAUAUGUCUAAAAAAACCUCAGGCAUAAUAACCAAGAGUGAGGGAAAGGAAGACAGUCAUUCAGAGCCAAUGGAUAACAGUCAAGCUGAAGCUCUAAGAGAGGAAGACAAACUCACAAAAAACAUUCAAGAUGUCACAGGUGAUGGCAGCAAGGGCCAACAUGAAGAGCCAUCGCUUAAAUCUGAUGUAAGAAGUCUUCCUGAAGUGGGCGAUCAAAAGCCAGACAGUGGCGACAAAAUCCAAACAGUCCAAACUGUGUUGCCAGGGGAAAAGACUAGCACCACUGCAGAAAUAGGAGAG